AUGAUCUACGAGUUCCACAGUGAAGCACUUUUCAAAUUCAGAGACAAAAAACCAGUGAAUGGAAGUAGAAAAUCGGGUCGAAAAGCGAAAGCACCAACAGAGGAAUCCAACAAAAACAACCUCCCAGCAGCCCUUCUUCCCAAGUUUCCAUCUCAAAAAAUCUUGAAAAAAAAGUCAUCAGAUGAUACGAUUGAAGUGGCUCCGAUGGUGACACCAGAGCAAAUUCCAUUCACUUAUGACGAUGAAGAUAAGGAAAAGGCUGAAAAUCAUUGGGAGGAGCCAAUGUUGGUGAUUGAUGAGUUACAGGAUAAUGAGAAUGAAUUGGAGAGACAAAUGCAACAGUUGAGGGAGGUAGAGAUGCAGGAAGCGGUGCAUGUCUCACCAGUGGAUCAGCCGUCUGUGGAUUCCAAUGCCAAGAAGUCAUCACAACCCGAGAAACCAGCGGUCCCUGUCGACAGAAAAGUCGAUAAACCGAGUGGACGUGAGAAGAAAAGUGACAGGAUGAAGAAUAAGAAAGAGAGAAGUCUGUCGUCGGAUGAGAAGAAAUCAGCGGGCGAGAAGAAUCCGAAUCCUGUGAUGUUGAAAAAGAAGGCGUCGGCAGAAAAUGCGAAUUCAGAUGAGGUGAUGAGAAAAAGUGCGAGAAAAUCGAAGAGACAGAAGAAGUCGGCGUUCAAGCCAGUCGUUCAGAAACCCGGAUGUCCCCCUUCUCAAGGACCUACAUCAAUCUACCAAGUUGUCCCAGCGUGUCCCAAAACGGAUCGCUCUCUGAAAUUGCCGAUCGCCGAGCAGAAGUCUUAUGAUGAUCGUGGAAGAAAAGCCAGAAGAGAUCCUCAACCACCGGCACCAAAACCACCACCAGCCAAAUCACCGCUUCCGAGUAACGCAGCGUUGACGGCUGGAGCUCAGGCUCAAGGCGCACAGGGACCUCCAGGUGCUCUGGGAGCUCCAGGCCCUCAAGGAGCGCCGAGGAAAAAGAUUGCAUUUAUGAAGAAUGUCUUGAAAAAGACAAAGUUUUGGAGACGGGCGGAUUGUGUUGCUGAUCCAUCCCAAGAAAUGCUCACAAAAUUGUACGUGAAGCCGGAUUACGACACCAUGAACCCAUAUGAUUUUGUUCCGGACCUUCAAGAAUGUCAAAUCUACGAAUAUGAUAUUCGUAAACGACUCGUUAAUACUUGUUGCGGAAGAGACGAGGUCUUCAUCAACAAACGUCCUUUCUGGUUGAAUCGAACCGCCACUGACGUCAUUCCGAAAGUUCGAAUUCAAUUGCACCGCCCGUUGAAACAAAUGUACCUCGGGAACCCGGCGAGUGUUCUUCCAAAACUUUCAAGACCUGAAACGAAGUAUGAACCGUCGACUGUUCCGUUAGAGAUGCUGGUUGCACUCGAUCCGAUGUUUGGAAUAGAUUUAAGUGGGAAGACGCCGAAGGAGAAUGAGUUGAAUCGGGUGUGUGCGAACACUUUUCACGCGACAAUUCAAUUUGAGAUGGAGAAACAGGCAUGGGAUAAGUUGACCGAACAGGGGAAAAAAGAAGCUGUGAGGAUGAGAAAGCUGCAGGAAGAGAUGGAUAACCUGGAGAAGCAGAAGAAGCUGGGGAAAAAAAUUUCUUCUUGUGAGGAUCUUAGGAGAGUGUCGUUCAAGGCGGAGGGAGAAUUGCAUUUGAAUGUUUAUAAUCGAAAGCACCGCUACAAGACAGUCCCUCCAUCCGGAGAAGUCAAAGAAUCAGGCCGUUUAUUCGCCCGCCCACUCUACACUAAAAUCGGUUCGAUGAAAUCAAGAAAACGGUCUCAAUCUCCGUCUCGAUCCCCUCUCCAAUCAUCUUCAUCUACUUCGGUUCCAUCCUCUGCUUCUUCAACGUCCACGUCUCCGGCUGAUACGAAGAAAAUUUGA
This is a messenger RNA of Caenorhabditis remanei, 1887 nucleotides long. RefSeq lists its product as uncharacterized. The coding region runs from base 1 to 1887 and encodes 628 amino acids. Lineage: Eukaryota; Metazoa; Nematoda; Chromadorea; Rhabditida; Rhabditidae. The transcript is spliced from 6 exons. The record is from RefSeq and is a predicted model, not a curated record.